Saxophila tyrrhenica is the source of this 909-nucleotide messenger RNA. It is a transcript of the gene RRP45, whose product is annotated as 3'-5'-exoribonuclease. The transcript is spliced from 2 exons. Bases 1 to 909 code for a protein of 302 amino acids. Gene Ontology annotation, biological process: U4 snRNA 3'-end processing; exonucleolytic trimming to generate mature 3'-end of 5.8S rRNA from tricistronic rRNA transcript (SSU-rRNA, 5.8S rRNA, LSU-rRNA); nuclear polyadenylation-dependent mRNA catabolic process. Gene Ontology annotation, cellular component: nuclear exosome (RNase complex); cytoplasmic exosome (RNase complex). The record is from RefSeq and is a predicted model, not a curated record. Lineage: Eukaryota; Fungi; Ascomycota; Dothideomycetes; Mycosphaerellales; Extremaceae. Gene Ontology annotation, molecular function: mRNA 3'-UTR AU-rich region binding.
AUGCCCUCCGAGCCCGCCCCCUCCACAAACGAGCGAGAAUUCAUCCUCGCGGCGCUCCGUGAAAACACCCGCCUCGAUGGCCGCGCCCUAGACGCCUACCGCCCCAUCUCCCUCACCUUCGGCAACGACUACGGCACCGCCGACGUCCGACUAGGCAAGACGCGAGUCCUCGCGAAAAUCUCCUGCGAAGUCGCCACACCCUACCCGGACCGCAAGUUCGACGGCAUCUUCACCAUUACCACCGAGCUGAGCCCGCUCGCUAGUCCUGCGUUUGAAGUCGGACGCCAAGACACCCCCGAACUCCUCCUCUCCCGCCUCCUUGAGAAAACCAUCCGUCGCUCCGGCGCCCUUGACACCGAAUCUCUUUGCCUCGUCGCUGGGCAGAAAUGCUUCCACCUCCGCGCCACGCUGCACGUCCUUGACGCCGAUGGCAACUUAGUAGAUGCUAGCUGUCUCGCCUUAAUAGCAGCGCUUCUGCACUUUCGACGUCCGGACAUCGAAGUCCACGGCGAGGAUGUCACGGUCUUCGAUCCUAGGGAGCGAGAGCCGGUGUGCUUGACGAUACAGCAUAGACCUUUCUGCGUGAGUUUUAGUUACUACCAUGCUGGGGAGGUUAUGGUACAGGAUGCGACGCUACUGGAAGAGCAGUGUAGGGAAGGAGAGGUGGUGGUGAGUAUGAAUCGAUUCGGGGAGGUGGCGCAGGUGGCGAAGUAUGGGGGGCCGCCGGUGGAUGGACUGAGUGUGCUGGGAUGUAUGAGUGCGGCGCUGGAGAGGGUGAAGGGGUUUGAUAAGAUGGUUACGGAGAAGUUGAAGGAGGAUGAGAAGAGGAGGGAUGCGGGAGGGUUGAUGGCGGAGUUGAGCGCGGAGAAUGAGCGGCCGGUUGAGGGUGGGGAUAGGGUUAUGCUGUGA